AUAGCGCCCACUCGACAAGGCAACGUCAACCUCCUUUUCUCUACCCCUUUCUUCUCUUCAUCACUGUACGUCGUAUUAUGCACCUAGACGUCCAGACGUGCCGGCGUAUCGAUACAAACCUAGACGUGAUUUACUCAAACGGAUUCUGCGCGGCGGAAUACGCGUAAGGGUGCACAAACAUGGCGAAUCACAAAACCGCUUUCCGGGAGGAAGAGAACUCUUAUCUUCGUCCGACCAACUCUCAACGCGUGUAUACUGAGUCCCACCGGUCAUCAUAUUCCGGUUCCGGAGGCUCACAGAUGUCGACCGCUCAAGGGCAGGAAGAGAACGUCGAGGUCGUUGUUGAAGAGGAAGAGGGCGUCGUGGUCCUCACCUUGACGCCCUAUUUCUUUAGCAAGCGACAUCUUACAUGCGGAAUACCGGCUGGACCCCCUCCUCGCACAAGUCAGAACUGGCGAUCCCGUGAAAAGCUCAAAACUACGAAUGCGUGUCUUCUCGUUUGCCUCAACAUUGGUGUGGAGCCACCCGACGUAGUCAAGACCUCUCCACAUGCACGUCUUGAAUGCUGGAUAGACCCGUUCAAGCUUCAGCCAUCACGAGCGCUAGAUCACAUUGGCAAGAACUUGCAGCAACAGUUCAUGACGUUGAACCCACGCCUGCGCUACAAACCCUGUCUCGAUCCAACACACGAUGAUAUCAAGAAGUUCUGCUCAAUACUGCGGAAGACCGCAAAGGACGAACGUGCCCUGUUGUACUACAACGGUCAUGGCGUUCCGAAGCCUACACCGAGCGGGGAGAUCUGGGCGUUCAAUGCCAAAUACACACAGUACAUUCCUGUCGCGCUAGCAGAGUUGCAACAAUGGGUUGGCGAGCCUACGAUUUUCGUCUGGGACUGCUCCGCUGCUGGAAACGUUGUAACGAACUACCUCCGAGUCUAUGAGGAACGCAAGCGGAGUGCAAAUGGGCGCGGGUCUAAUGAGUCCCUGAAGCAAGAUCCGGAGGCGGACGAAUCUUUCUAUUCCUCAAUACACUUGGCCGCGUGCGAUGCAAACGAAACAUUGCCGAUGACCCCCGAUCUUCCCGCCGAUAUCUUCACGUCCUGCCUGACCUCACCAAUUGAAAUGGCUCUUCGAUUCUUCGUCAUGCAGAAUGUCCUUCCUACUGAUGUAACGAUGGAGAUGGUCGAGUAUUUGCCUGGCGAUCUGAAGGAUCGUCGCUCACCACUUGGCGAACUCAAUUGGAUCUUCACGUCAAUCACGGACACGAUUGCAUGGACCACAUUCUCGCGACAACAGUUCCUUGGCUUGUUCAGGCAUGACCUGAUGAUCGCCGCUUUGUUCCGCAACUUCUUACUCGCUGAGCGAGUCAUGAAGCAGUACCAAUGCACCCCAACAUCCUACCCCCUGCUACCACCAACAAAUCAUCACCCAAUGUGGGAAACUUGGGAUCUCGCUGUCGAAGGCUGCCUGGCCCAAAUCCCGAGUCUAAUGAAUGGAAUCAUCCGGCCGCCUUCACCAGCUGACUUUGACCCGAUGAUGUCGCCUGAACCUCUGAACCGACACCAGGAACUUCCGGAAAAUGCCACCUACCACUACGUGAACUCCCCAUUCUUCGCGGAGCAUCUUACUGCUUUCGAGGUCUGGUUGCAACGGGGCGGGUCCAACGCACCUUCGUGGGAUGAACGUGCGUCGAUCGCCAAUCCGCACCCUAGACGACCCCCGGAAGAACUUCCCAUUCUUCUGCAAGUACUCCUUGCACAGGCUCAUCGUCUUCGUGCGCUUGUCCUCUUAUCGCAAUUCGUCGAUCUCGGCCCGUGGGCUGUCGAAUAUUCACUCGUUAUUGGUGUAUAUCCUUACGCACAGCGGCUCUUGCAAUCCCCGUCAAACGAGCUUAAACCUGUUCUUGUCUUUAUUUGGGCGCGUAUCAUCGCCGUGGAGCCUUCCUGCCAAGCGGAUCUAGUCAAGGAUGGUCUGUACUACUUUGCCCAGAUCCUCAAUCCCGAUGAAGACGAUCGAUACGUCGAUGACAAGGCAAGCGUCAUUCCCAACGGACCAGAGCAUAGGGCGAUGUGUGCGUUCAUAUGUGCCAUGGUCGCGCGAAACUACCCGCAAGGGCAGGAAGCUUGCCUUCGUGAAACAGUCGUGGACAGCUGCUUCGCUCGCUUGGACGAGGAAGACUACCUGACGAAACAAUGGUGUCUUCUUUGCAUUGCUGCAAUUUGGGAGUGCAACGACAAUGCCAAGGCCUACGCCGUCACAGAGGACACCAUCAGGAAAGUGGUGGAUCUGCGCUACGACGACAGUGCUGAAGUGCGGGCUGCUGCUGUCUUUACUAUGGGCGUCUUCUUGGGGUGUACAAUGGACGAAUCGGGACGGCUCCUAGUAGAGCCAGGCAUCCCUUCGUUGGGCCGUGAGGGCAAAUAUGCGGAGAAGGUGGCAGGUGGCGGCUCCGGUGCUGCUAUCCCUAUGGCGGAGAAGGAACAACGUAUCAUGGAGAUCUCGCUCGCCAUUGAGAUGCUUCUGGCUGCUAAAGAAGACGCGAGUCCGCUGGUGCGUAAGGAGGCUACCAUAAUGAUAAGUGCUGUCAUAAAAGAAUGGAGAGGUUGGGCUGUCUUGGCCGCUUGGGUAUAUUUCGAAGAAGACAGAGCCUGGAGGCUGGGGCAGGUUGAUUCCAAGGGCGACAGUCCAAUCCGUCAAGCGUUGGACGAGUGGCUGAAUGGGGAAGAGAUGGACUAUGACGAGGAUCCAGAUAUGCCAGAAGAAAAGGAAGCAUUACUGCGGAACUUCUCGCUCAUCGUGGCUACUUUGUUUGAAUUUUCGGUGGAUGACAACAAAUGUGUCUCCGAACCUGCCUCCAAAGUCAUCGACUACAUAAUCUGCCUUCUUUUCAGGUCACCCUUUUGCUCCCUGCCGUUUUCCACCUUCAAUAUGCCUUUGCUUCCAAUCCCCGAGCAUGCGUCGAAGAUCUCCAAGGUCCCGCCAAUUCAGGUACCGACCAGGGGCAGCCGCAUUUCCGCCCUGGUAGGAUCUGACGGAAGCAGUAUUCAUGGCCUGUCUCUCUCACGGUUAUCUCCUAAUGAGCCAUUGCCCGAGCAUCCUGAAGAGGACAACGGCAUCGUCAGCAAUACAUUGCGGCGAACUGCUUCUAUUGCAUCGACCCUGCGGUCGUUGUAUACCAUGUCUCGGAAGAAGGAACCACAGCCUCAGACAAACGGCAAGAGUAAUCAUGACCGCGUUGCCACCGCACCCAAUACACCCCCGCCGAAGACGGUAAAGCCUCGCCCUUCUUCAUUCUACUUCCCUCAAUCGCCUGGUGGAUCCCCGCCAUCAUCUGGCGCAUCGCCUAGUUCUACUCCUUCACCCAAUGAGAAUCAUCCUCGAUCAAGAAAUGUGGUCGCGAUCAUCUCUAGUGUUGUUCAAGAUGACAUGGAACGGCUGCGGCAUCGGCGCCGACAGCAGGAGCCCUAUUCACCUGGGGCAAGCUCUCGGAGUCACUCACCGGCAAGCAGUGAUCGGUACACGGAUGACGAUUCUGCCAGUUUUGCUAGUCAGAUACGUCUUAGUCCCAAUGACGAACUUAAGCAUAAGAUGCCAUUAUCGUCACCGUUCUUUGACUGGAGCAUGGAAUAUUACCGAGAGCCGCAGAUGAAGCGGCCCGAAAACGAAGAACCUGGGAGUGUUCAAUACAAUGAUCAGAUGCACCGCAAACUUCGUAACGAACAGAUGAUAAUCAAGGCAGUUCAUGAAGCUGAGGACGCGGGUGAUCAUCCGUGGGACCGUUCCAUUAGCUACCUUAAUAAUCAAGCGGCACCGCUAAAUUUGAAGUUCCAUCAAUUCGAAACGCAUAUGGGCAUGACGAAUGAGGCAGAUAUUAUACACAUCUGGGACUGGCAGAAUAGAAAACGGCUUACUCGGUUCUCCAAUGGCAAUCCCAAAGGCACUGGCAUUACAUCCCUUCAUUUUAUCAAUGAAGACGUUAUUGGUAUGGUGUUGACCACCUCUUCUGAUGGUGUUGCCCGAAUCCAUCGCGAUUAUCACGAACAGAAUUCCGUGUCACUGAUUAGUGCCUUCCGUGCAGUACCGGAUAUCAUACCUUCGCCUCAUGGAUCCGGGAUUAUUUCAGAAUGGCAACAAACUUAUGGAACCUUAAUUGCUGGUGGGGAUAGCAACUUCGUUCGUGUCUGGAAUUGCGGCAAGGAGGUUAUGAUAUCUAACAUUCCAACAUCUGAAGCUAGUUGCGUAACCUCACUAUCCUUGGAUUAUGAAAGCGGGACCCAGUUUGUAGCUGGAUUCGGGGACGGAACAAUGGCCGUGUUCGACUUCCGUCUGAGACCAGAAGAUGCAGCUGUUGCGAGCUUUGCACGUCAUAGGUCAUGGUUGCAGAAAGUUCAAUGGAACAGACGUGCAUCACGUGAGAUUUUAUCAGCUAGCGUGGAUGGUGAAGUACGCCUCUGGGAUCUCCGCGCCCCUGAUUGGUCGGUUGCCGACUGGCGCCUCCAUCGCCAGGGAUUAUCGAGCUUCGCGAUGCAUGAUAAUGCACCUGUGUUUGCAUCCCUCUCGCAGGUCGCACCGGCUGCGUUCCGCACCCAGACGCUACAAGUUCAAGCGCUAUCCGGGACACAUGCGACGACGUUGAGCCGACUCGCCGUCCCCACAAAUCUAUAUCAGCCACCCGUCUCCACCAGUCUCAGCCCGUUCAUCCCCUUCACCGGCAGUGUCACGUUCCACCGGAACGAGAUGAUGUAUGCCGUUGGCGGAGUGGACGGUACUAUUCGGCUGCUUGGACUGAACUCUCCGAUGAGGGAAAAGGUAGAGUGGUACGACGAGGGCGAAUUCCCGCCAUACGUGGACUGGAACACGAUUCGAUCAUGAGUCUCGACGCCCCAUGCUCAGAUUUCUUGUAUUGUGAACGCCUGUGGCGGAGUGUGUUGAUGGUGGUGAUCUAUUUCUUCGUUCUGGACCUCUUUGUGUACAUUUUACUCGCUGCAUACUUCCUUCCUGUUACUGCUCAGUCCUGGCCCCCCCACCUGCGAUUUCUCCCCGGUUUAGUGUUUCUACUCAGUCUCACCCUCGGGUUUCGCCGUGUAUGUUAUCACCCGUGCAAAUUGCUCCUUAGUGUACCCUACCGUUGGGAUCCUUCCUCGCAAUCUUAGCUAGAAACCUGGCCUAAUCAGCCAAUGCAUAUCCUU
Molecule: messenger RNA, 5188 nt
Organism: Dacryopinax primogenitus
Lineage: Eukaryota; Fungi; Basidiomycota; Dacrymycetes; Dacrymycetales; Dacrymycetaceae
Exons: 8
Coding region: 180-4871 (1563 amino acids)
Biological process (GO): regulation of autophagy; positive regulation of protein serine/threonine kinase activity; cellular response to amino acid stimulus
Cellular component (GO): TORC1 complex; cytoplasm
Molecular function (GO): protein-macromolecule adaptor activity; protein binding
Source: RefSeq, a predicted model, not a curated record